This is a messenger RNA of Hemibagrus wyckioides, 2254 nucleotides long. RefSeq names its product fibroblast growth factor (acidic) intracellular binding protein a (gene fibpa). Bases 367 to 1440 code for a protein of 357 amino acids. The record is from RefSeq and is a predicted model, not a curated record. Gene Ontology annotation, biological process: platelet aggregation. Gene Ontology annotation, cellular component: nucleus. Gene Ontology annotation, molecular function: fibroblast growth factor binding. NCBI's taxonomy places the organism in Eukaryota, Metazoa, Chordata, Actinopteri, Siluriformes, Bagridae. The transcript is spliced from 11 exons.
AAGGCGUGUCGUUUUUUCAUUGACCCGGAAGUGUUUUUCAUCUCUCUCAUCAGUUAGCUAAGUGGUUUGUUUGUUUUUGUAAGAUGGUCGGCUCAUAUCGAGCUCAGUUUAUAAAUCCAGUUAUACAUUUCAGUGGUUUAAUUUGAUCGCUUGUGUUUAAUAUGUCUUAAUCAGUAUUCAGGCUUAUGCUGUCCGUCCAAAGUUUUCUGGCGCUAGUUAGCAAGCAGCUGCGUGCUAAUGGCAGCUAGAGUGUAGUGUUUAUAGGGCUAGCGACCUAACGCUACAUUUCCCAGUAACAAACAAAAACCACAAAACCGAAUAAUAUAAUCUCUUUAGCGGAUAAAUACAUACAGAUUUCAAACCAAGAUGUCAGUGGAGCUUGACGUGUUUGUUGGAAACACGACCAUCAUGGACAAGGAGGUGUACCAGCUAUGGCUGAAUGGAUAUACAGUGAAUGAUGCAGUGAAGGUAAGGAUAGAGGGAGGUGUGAUGGAAGAAUGUGAAGCCAGUCCUGAUGUCCUCCUGAGCGACACCAUGGACCAGUUCCGAACCUUCCAGAUGUGUGAAAGGCUUCUGCACAAUCCAGCAAAACUAGCUAACCAGCUUCUUUUCCAGAUACCGCCAGAUCGACAAGCCAUGCUGAUUGAAAGAUAUUACGCAUUUGAUGAUGCCUUUGCACGUGAGGUUCUUGGAAAGAAACUCUCCAAAGGGACAAAGAAAGACCUUGAUGAUGUUAGUGCAAAAACUGGCAUUACUUUGAAGAGCUGCAGGCGACAGUUUGACAACUUCAAGCGAGUUUUUAAAGUGGUGGAAGAGCUCAAAGGCCCCCUUGUGGAAAACAUAAGGCAACACUUUCUACUCCCUGACCAGUUGGCAAGGGAUUAUGCGGCCAUUGUGUUCUUUGCCAAUAAUCGUUUUGAAACGGGGAAGAAGAAGCUUCAGUAUCUCACUUUUCAAGACUUCGCCUUUUGUGCUGGGCAGCUCAUCAACAAUUGGACAGUUGGAGCUGUUGACAACAUGGUGGAGGACAUGGAUGUGGAUCUAGACAAAGAGUUCCUUCAAGACCUCAAAGAACUCAAAAUGUUAAUCACAGACAAGGAUCUUUUGGACCAGCACAAAAGUCUAGUAUGUGUAGCUCUGCGAGGAAAGACUAAAGUCUUCAAUGAGAUGGAAGCCAAUUUUAAGAAUCUCUCCAGAGGCCUUGUGAACAUUGCUGCCAAAUUAACGAACACAAAAGAUGUUCGCGAUUUCUUCAUUGAUCUUGUAGAAAAGUUUAUCGAACCAUGCCGGUCGGAAAAAUGGUCAUCUACAGACGUCAACCUCUACCUCACCCACUACACAAACUCGGCACACAUACUAGACAGUUUCAAGCACCAGACAGUCUGGACUAGGUAUAUGGGAGUUAUUAAAAGCUGCAUCCUCAGAAUGUAUCACGAAUGAGGAAUAACAGUUCUUUGUUGUUUCUUUCUCUCCUCUUCUCCCUUAAUCAAAACUGCGUUGGACUUAUCCCAACCCAGCUCGCAGUCUGACCCUGUCUUCCUUAAAUCCUAGUGUUCAUCAUUUUCCUCCUCUAAUCCUUACCCAAAUAUCUCCAACAGCUGGCCAUCUCCUGGACUCCCUCCUCCCACCUCCCCCUUCCCUUUAUCCUGUCUUUAUUUCUUCAACCAUUGGCCACUGUCUAUCCUGGGAUGACUUGUAAAUAAACAGAGUAUUCUAUGAGACCUCCGUACACUGCAUCCUCACUGACUUAACUAUGUAUGGCCCAAAUAUUGCUGUUGAAAUGGUCCUCAGUGCUAAGAUUAAGAUUUAGACACUGUUAGGUUUCUCUAAAAUUCUACAGUUGGAAUAAUUUUGAAUUCACAGAUUGAUCACUGAACCAUGUGGUUUGUCAUUUGAACAGUUAAACCAAGUGUGAGAUUUUGGAGCUCGAUGUGUGUGUGAGAUGGAUGUCGUGUGUGUGGCCUGGUGAGAGGGUGGACUGUGCGGGGGGGGGCGACAAUUUGUCAAGAUUUUAGGGGGGUACACAUGGUGUGUGGGAGUUCACUGUUGUCACAGACCUCAGGCAAAUGCCAGUACAUGAAUAUUUCUGCUCUCCCAAAAUCAUUAAAAGCUGUUCUUUUAAUAUAUGUAUGAUUAAAUAUAAAGUGCAUUUUAUAUAUUUAUUAAAUAUAAAAAUGUCUAUAGAUAUGUCAUAAAAUUAUCUUUUGUCAUAUUGUAAAGCACUGAUUUGGAUAAAUGUGUCAAUAAAUCCAUG